UUUACUGUAACACCGGACGUGACUGUCUUAUUUUACUCCUUUCUGUCAUUGUGACUAUCUCCGCAUUGUCUCGACAUAAAAAGAAAAUAGGAAUCAGCGAUCACGAAGAACAAAGAAAACAAGAAGGAUUUAUUAAAAAGGUGAUUUAUUAAAAAGGUUAUUUCUGAACAGACAGCAGAUCUUUGUGAUUCUCGUGGUGGUUCAUUUUUGAAAACAUAACCAGGAAGUGAAAGUAAAGGUUAGAUUGCUGUAACGUUAGCUCAAAUAGAGAAAAUGGAUCCACGGUCUGUAGAAGAACUUUCUUGCGAUUUACACAAUGAGAAACUCGAUUUCUUCUGUCUGGAAGACAAACAGCCUGUGUGUUUAGUGUGCAGAGAUUCACAACAACACGACAAUCACCCAUUCAGACCCAUCAGUGAAGUUGUUCCAUCAUACAAGAAGGAGCUCAGUACAGCACUGAAAUCCUCACGAAGGAAGCUUAAACACAGCGAAAACAUUAAAGAAAAGUGUGUGGAAACAGUUCAGCACAUCAAGUCUCAAGCUGAGCGCACAGAGCGGCAGAUUAAACAAGAGUUUAAGAAGCUUCAUCGGUUUCUCAGAGAUGAAGAAGAAGCUACAAUCACUGCACUGAGGGAGGAAGAGGAGCAGAAGAACCAAAUGAUGCAGGAGAAGCUGGAGGAGAUGAACAGACACAUCUCAGCUCUUUCACACGCAAUCAAAGACAUGGAGGAGAUGAUGACAGCCAAUGACAUCUGCUUUCUGAAGAAGUUUCCAGUCCCAAUGGAAAGUGUCCAGAGCUCACAGCCGGAUCCACAGAUGGCUUCUGGAGCUUUGAUUCAUGUGCCACAUUACUUGGGCAACCUACCGUUCAGAGUCUGGAAGAAGAUGCAGGACAUCGUCCAAGACACUCCUGUGAUUCUGGAUCCAAACACAGCUCACCCGUGUCUCAUCCUGUCUGAUGACCUGACCAGAGUGAAACAGGGUGGGAACAAACAACUGCUUCCUGAUAAUCCAGAGAGAUUUGACUAUUAUCCCUGUGUUCUGGGUUCAGAGGGAUUUAACUCAGGAACACACUGCUGGGAUGUGGAGGUUAAAAAGAGUUCACGUUGGAGACUUGGAAUAACUACAGCAUCAAAUCAAAGGAAGGGAGGUGAUUUCUUUAACACUGAUGUCUGGAGCGUGCAGUAUGGACUGAUCGAAGAGUCUGGUUUUCUUGUUAAACAGUAUCUUGAGCGUGUGAGAGUUGAUCUGGACUAUGACAGAGGAAUGGUGUCAUUCUCUGAUCCUGUAUCUAACACAUAUCUACACUCAUUCACAACCACCUUCACUGACACGGUCUCUCCAUUCUUUUAUAGUUUUUUCCCUCUGAGGAUCUUACCAUCAAAUAGUUAGUAAACGUUACACCUGGGUGUAGGUCUGGAUCGAUAUCACAUGAGUCAGAGUGCUGUUGAUCUGAAUAUCAGUACAGCUGUGAUUGGGCUGCAGGUGAUCACAUGACUGAUAUCCAGCACUACAGCAUCACUGAGAGUGUCAUAUUGCUUUUAUACAACAGAUCAAUAAACAAGGGGCCAGAUUUACUAACAGUUUGCGCCAGCGCAAACCUUCUUUUGGGGUUAAAAAAACUACUGUCCAGAUUUACUAAUGACACGCAGUGAAGAGCUGAAAAGGCAGCACAGUUAUUUUUGCAGCUGUCCUUAUUGCAUAUGCAUUUGUAGGAGCUUCCUUUUCAGACAAAAAAAAAAAAAAUUAUGGGAGGAGAGUAUUUAAAUGAAUCAUGCAAGGUGAUUUACUAAGGUUUGCGAUAGAUCACGUGCAGAACUUUCCACUCCCAUCUGUGUUUUUUUUUUUUUUUUUUUUUUUUUGGAAUUGCGCUUUUAUGCUAAUUUGCCCCGUUUAGUGAAUCUGGCCCAAGAAGUUAAUAUCAAGUAAUUUAUUCAGACACAAUAUGACCAACUAUUUUGUUUUUGUUCUAAAUGAAGCUGAGCAGGAUAAAACAGAACACCAAAACACGCGAGUCCUGCCUACAACAACUGAGAUAAAUGAAUUAACUACACCAAAACCCAUUUGCAUUAUGCCUAUACACCAACGACGUGCAGUCCAUAUACACUGCGAAUGUUCUGCAUACCCAAGCCAUUCAUGGACUCGCUAAUUAAUAUUCACUUGUUCGAGGUAUACCAUAAAGCUUACAUGAUAGAAUUUUGGUAAUAUGUAUGUAACUGUCCGUCAUUUGUUUAUUUGCCAAAUGGCGGUAAUUUUCUUAAAAUCUGCCAGUUACGGAGGCUUUUGGGUAAGCGGAUCCACAACAGCUUUGGCGACUACGCUCUGUGUUAUGUAUCGUCAUCACUGUUCCGUGUUCUCAUUGGUUUGCUGGCAAAUGGAGGAUUUCAUGCGCAGAGAAAGCUGUCCGCGAAUCGCUCACCCAAGCGGAAAAAUGCUGCUGCGGCCAGAUAUCGAUCACCGAAAAUCACAUUGUAUUUGAUGCAAAACUAACUAGUCUAAAUCAAAUGGGGAAAAAGUCAUAACUGAAACUAUUUUCGUAGUAUUUAAUUUUCUCCCUAAGGAAAUUAAUUUUUUACAAAAACAUAUAAACUGUUAAAGACAGUAAAAGACUGUAAACUUAAAGACUGUAAGUAGACUAUUGUAACUAUCUGAGGUUAUUAAUCGAUAGUCUAUGUGUUUGUUAAAGUCAUCAGUUUGCAUUAUUUCAACUUAUGUUUUAAAGAAUACUUAUGUUAUUUAUUAUAAUUUUAUAUAUUUUACUUAUAUUUUAGUUAUAAUACUUCCGGCAUACAUUUAAAUUGACACCUGCCAUGGUGUUUAUUAUUUGUCAUCUCUGAUUUAGAUAGUGUCCUAAGCCGAUGCCGUUUAAAGGUGAAGCAUUUAGUUUCUGUGACACUAGUGGCACAUAGCGGAAUUACAAAAAUACAGUAUAUUUUGCAAAAGCCCUUUUCACGCAUUGUGCCUCCCUCAACGCAAACAUCACAAACACAGUUCUUACAGGUGCUUGUGAAGGCAUGUCUCAACAGGUAAAUGGCUACUUUCAAUAAAAGGUCCAAUAUAUUAGGAAUACUUUUAGCUAUGUUGCUGUGUGUCAUGAGAGUAAGCAACUGAGUAGCUAACACUGUUUAGAGCUAACGCAAACAUCUCGCUCAAUAUAAAUCCAACCAACGUGUCUGCACCGGGCACAUUUUUUGACAUGACGCGCCACCCAGCAUACCUGGUUAAAGAAGUCACUGCUAUACACUAAAAGCUCUUCAAUUGCACCAAAAAAUAAAAAAAAUAGUAAAAGCAAUGCAUACUCUUUUUGUCAGAAUUGACUCUUUAAACCACUUUCUUAUACCUGUGGCGCUUUGCUUGAUAAUCGUUGUUGCAUAUCGCCGCCAAAAUUUGAUUUUGAGAUUGCGUGCAAUGCGCAGCUGUGUAAAGGAAUUGCGUAUGGCAUAAACACAGCUACUUCUAACACAAAAAUAUAAAUAAUGAAAUGUCUGCUGCUGGAGACUUGCCAUUGGCUGUUGUAUUUGAAUAAUUAAUGAGGCAGGUCUAUGCAAGAGGUGCUGUUUUGGAUGUUUUUAAUAGUCAUUUAUAAAAGUUCCAUUUUGUGUAAUGAAUGCAUUCAUGUGUUAAAUAUGAAUUUUCUGUUAAAAGAUAAUGUUAUUUAAAGUUAACUUUGUAAAUAUUAGUGUUCCUGUGAGCUUCGGUUAGGAAUGUUCGAUUCCAGGUUGAGUCGACUCGAUUCUAACUCCUACUGUAGGAGUAGAUGGAUUCGACUUCAUUUACUUUACAUCAAAACAGUCAGGAAUAAUACAAUAUUGUAGUCAUUAUUACACAAUUUUUUUUUUUUUUUUUUCUGUCACUGAGCCUUAAAUCCCCCUUAUGAAAACAGCACACUUUUAGUGUGACUCCAAAUUAGACCAAUUUAGCGACGACAUUGUUGUUGCGAUACCUAUUUUUACAGAGGUAAAAAUCAUGAGAAACAGCAGUGGUCGAAAUUAUAUCAGAAUUAAAUAAACAAGAAAGAAGGUGGGCCUGUUCUUUAACGAAUUCAUCUCAGUAUAAUGGUCAGGUGUUGGCGCUAAAUACCAUGAUCAUUGUCUUAAAAAACUGCUUGGACAGGAGAGUUAAAGAUAAUUACAAAUAAAUACAAUACACACAAAAACCAAUGCAAAAAUGUACACUGAUGUGUUUAUUCUUGAUGUGAGUUUUUAAUGAUUUUAUAAUUAGUUUAAUGAUUAUGAACACAAAAUAGAUUAAUCAUGGAAAACCAUAUUUAUAUGGCAUUAAUAUAACAUUUAAUUAAACUACAAAGCUGGCACGGAGGUAUGUACAGUAUAAUUCUAAACUAAAGUUACUAUGACUGUUAUUUAUUUCUAAAGUUAGCUACAUGUUUCUGUGCUGGAAUUCACCCCAACUCUAGUGCUAUUCAGAGUUGAGGAAUCGACUCUUUUCCAUCCAAAGUUGCGAAUUUAACUUACUGUGCAAAAUUUAAAAUAUUGCAUAAAACAUUUGUGAAUAAAGCACCGUUUCCAUCCAGUGAGUCGGAGAACAAAAUCGUCACUUUCUGAUAAACUGGCGCUAAAUACCACUACGAAAAGUAGGAGAAGCCACUGUAUAUAAUACUUUUCGUAUAUAAUAAAUUACUUGUGCCUCAGAGUGAGCAAACAGAACGCAAUAAACGCGGUCAUGUUAUCUUGCUUUCGGAGGCAGAUGCCUACUGUUUGGGAAAGCAGUAAUGUAAGACAGUUCUGGAAGGUAAAACAUAAUUUCACAUGCUGUGCAAAAAGAUUGGUCCGCUGGCUAGUCCAGUUAUGCCGUUCCAUCGCACAAAGUCGAUGAAUUUAUUCAGUGAAUGUGUUUCGAUCAUAGUUUAUGCGCAUGUUUUCUUAAAAAUGUGUCUGACUUAAUUAAGUGCAUAAGUUUUUAAUGUGCAUUUUUAGAAUUUAUGCACAUCUUGCCAUUUCCAUCCAGCAGGUUUUUAUGCGAUAUCCCAAAAUGCGCAUAAAAGUAGGUGAAUGGAAAACAUAGCUAUUGACCAAAGCUACAGAAAUGGUUUUAUUCUUUCAAUAGUAAGUUCAAUGAAUGACCAUACGAAUAGGUUGGCACUGCUGCCCAAUACCCUGCAGCGUUCACUUAUUUCUUUAUUUGUGAAUAAUACUGUAAUUGUAGUACAGAGUCAAGAAGAUGCUAUCUAAAGUAUAAAUCAAGUUUGAUUCAUUUUCAAGCAUAUUGAUUUAUUUUCAAAUGAUUUCUAAUUUAGUGAAUAUUAUAUAAAAUAUAAAUUUCAUUGCAUCAAUUGUUAUGGAAGUGUUUUUUUAAUAUCUAAAUUAAAUAGUGUGACAUCAUAUAUAUAUAUAUAUAUAUAUAUAUGGGCCUUAUGUUGGCCAUCGGCCACCCUGUGCUCUAAGAUAUAGGCAUUGGGCAUCAAAAAAACAAAAAAAAAGAUGAGUUUUUGUUUCUGAUGCAACAUGACACAUCGCGCACAUCCGGUGUAUAGUGGAUGUAAAUGUAUACUAAAUGUGUAAAUACAUGUGUAAAAUUUUAUUAUCCAACUUGUAAAUGGGAUUUAGUGACACCUAUAGUUAAGAGAAAAAUUAAAUGUGGUGGUGGGGUUCAUCUUAUCCCUUUACCAUGGUAGUCUCAAAUGGAGCACUAAUGGGUUUUCCAGUUGAAAGAAAUCUGUAUCUGCUUUUGUGUUUUGUUGUUUAGAAGCAAGUGUACAGUUAAAAAUAUUCUCUGAUUCUGUCAUUAACUUUAAAUUUGAGCCUUAAGUGUAUUCACAUAGUACUGAAGCACCAGAACUGUCUCUUUCUAUCCCGUGUGUAAUAAUGUCCAUUUUGAUCAGCUAAUAAUAUGGCUUUUUAUGUUGAGUAUAAUGUUGAGUAUAUUGCAGAAUUGUAAAUGGUUCUGUUUUAAAAUGAACUUUCUUUGCUAUUCCUGUUGUGUGAGAGAAUUUGCUGCUCAUAUAUAUAGGUAUUGUUUAUUUCUAGAGUGGAAUUUAAAGGUGCUGUAAUUUUUUGGACUGUACUAAAGCAUAAAAAUGCCAUAAUAUGUUUGCAGAGAUUUAGGAAACAUGCUAACAUUCAAAUACUUGUUUCUCUGAAAAAAACAAUGCUAUUCUGCUUUGAAAUGUG
Messenger RNA from Ctenopharyngodon idella (grass carp), 6128 nucleotides. Its product is annotated as nuclear factor 7, ovary-like. Bases 274 to 1392 code for a protein of 372 amino acids. Lineage: Eukaryota; Metazoa; Chordata; Actinopteri; Cypriniformes; Xenocyprididae. Gene Ontology annotation, molecular function: zinc ion binding. The transcript is spliced from 6 exons. The record is from RefSeq and is a predicted model, not a curated record.